Messenger RNA from Trichomonas vaginalis G3, 828 nucleotides. Its product is annotated as organellar and viral DNA polymerase type B. Lineage: Eukaryota; Parabasalia; Trichomonadida; Trichomonadidae. The record is from RefSeq and is a predicted model, not a curated record. The annotation marks the transcript as partial. The transcript has a single exon.
AUGACUAUUGCUGCAUAUGCGUAUGAAACAAAUGAAGCAAGAAGAGCACUUGAACUAGUAAACGAAAACUCAACUUUAACCAUUGAAGGCAAUGAUUUAGUCAUUGACGAUGGAAAAACUAAAAAAGUCAUUGAUUUCGAUACUUUUAACACUUAUGACCCAUUCAUUACAAUAAGUAAAGUUCCUAUCAUAAAUGAUGGAACGGUGCAAUAUAUAAAUUCUACAGUAGAUGCCUCAUUAGUGAAAGUAUUAAAUGUUCUCAUUGAAUUGUUAAAGAGCUUUCGAUUUGACGACAACAUUAAAUGCCUAAAGAAUUUAGUCAUGAAUGAAAAACAAAUUCUCGGCGUUGCUGGUAGCAGUAAUGAUGUACACCUUAUGACAUUAGAAUAUUAUAACGAACAUAAAGAUGAACUGAAAGGAGAGAAGGGUGACACCGGACCCCAAGGACCACAAGGAAUACAAGGAAUACAAGGACCUCAAGGCGAAAACGGUUUGGAUGGUGAAGAUGGAAAGGAUGGAAAAACUGCUAAAUCAUGGAUAUGGAACCUUAUAAAUACUGGUUUAACAGCUGCUUCAUAUGGAGUUCUUCAAUACCAAAUCGGAAAGAUAUGGGCAGUACUUGGUGAAGAAGUUUUAGAUGACGUUAAAAAUGCUUUGAACUUCAUUUCAAAUGGUUCGGAUACUAUUAAAACUUUAUCUGGUUGGAUGCAAGAAACAAGGAGUCAAAUAGAUACUGUAAGACGUAUAGCAAACAAUGCACGUACGGGAUUGGAUACUUUACGAGAAGCACAAAAUACACUAAAGGAAGCAAAUGAUAUUCUUGGCUCA